AUGAGCGGGUUGAGAAAUCUCACCAAUACUAGCCAACAGAAUUUAAAUGGUAGUGGUAACGAUUCUGAAUUUUCCUCCGGGGAAAGAGAACAGAUUCUUCGAGGCGGUGAAAAUCCGUUCCUAGGUAGUGACGAGGAAGAAGAAGUGGUUAAUAACAGUGAAACCUCGUUGAUCCACAAUCUACCUCAAUUUGAUAAAGGCCCUGGUAAUGGUCCCCAGAGAGAUCUUUCUGAUUACCGAGGUUACUAUUCAAAAAAUGGAUCUGGUGAUCAACUUGGAGAGAGAACUCAAAAUUUGAAUCCUCCAAAGAUACUGCCACACUCUAAUUCAGUUUCAUCGAAUCUUUCUACAAAUGAUAUCUUAUCACCACCUGAAUACGACAGAUAUCCAUUAGUGGGCUCACGUAUAGCGUCUGUUCAACAGUUACAUGGUUACAAUAAUGCACCACAACACGGCAGCAGUAAUGCUAAUAAUCAACUAGGAAUGAGUCUACCGCCGGGUAACGGAUCAUCAUCUUCGUUAUCAUCAAAUCCAUUCUUGGUGGAUCACGAUUUUUCACCAUUUGGCGGUUAUCCAGAAUCAUCAUUCCCAUUGACUUUGGAUGACAAGGAGGACGAUGAUUAUUUACAUAAUCCUGAUCCUGAGGAGGAAGCACGUCUAGAUCGUAGGAGAUUUGUUGAAGAUUUUAGACACAUGUCUAAAAAGUCAUUCGGUGGAUUGGCCGGAUUUGUACUUUUAAUAUUAGGUGGUGCUGCCAUUUUUGUCAUUUUACCAGCUUUGACCUUUACGGGUGCCACUAAGGGUAGUUAUCACCAAGUGGUUACUUUCCUGACAGAUUACAAAUAUCCACAAUUAUCUGCAAUUAGAACCAAUUUGGUCGAUAAGGAUACACCUGAUCAGUUUAAGACCAAAAAAGCAAUGGAUGGAUCUCUCUGGAAGCUGGUCUUUUCAGAUGAGUUUAACGCCGAAGGUAGGACUUUUUACGAUGGUGAAGAUCAGUUUUGGACCGCGGUUGACUUAAACUACGAUGCUACCCACGAUUUAGAAUGGUAUGAUCCUGAUGCUGCUAUAACUAGGGAGGGUGCUCUGAGAAUCAGAAUGGACGCAUAUAAGAACCACGAUCUUUACUACAGAUCUGCCAUGCUCCAAUCUUGGAAUAAGAUGUGUUUCACUCAAGGUAGAAUAGAAGCUUCUGCCAAUCUACCCAACUACGGUCGUGUGACCGGGUUGUGGCCAGGUAUGUGGACAAUGGGUAAUUUGGGUAGACCAGGCUAUCUGGCUUCCACUGAAGGUGUUUGGCCGUACUCUUAUGAAUCAUGUGAUGCUGGUAUUACGCCAAACCAAUCCUCUCCAGAUGGUAUCUCUUAUUUGCCAGGACAAAAGUUAAAUGCAUGUACUUGUGAUGACGAGGACCAUCCAAAUCAAGGUGUCGGUAGAGGUGCACCUGAAAUCGAUAUGAUUGAAGGUGAGACGGAUACUAGUCUUAAUACAGGUAUUGCCUCUCAAUCGUUACAAGUGGCUCCCUUUGACAUUUGGUAUAUUCCUGACUACGACUUUGUGGAGAUUUACAAUUUUUCUGUUACUUCAAUGAAUACCUAUUGUGGUGGUCCAUUCCAACAAGCUGUCUCGGCAACCACCACGCUACAUCCAGAUUGGUACGAAUUUGGUCCUACAGCUGGUAAAUUCCAAACUUAUGGGUUUGAGCUUUUGAACGAUGACGAAAAUGGUUAUAUCCGUUGGUAUGUCGGUGAUGACCCAACUAUGACACUUCACGCCAAGGCCCUACAUCCUAGUGGUAACAUUGGGUGGAGAAGAAUGUCCAAGGAACCCAUGGCAGUUGUGUUAAACUUGGGUAUUUCCAACAAUUGGGCUUAUAUCAACUGGCAAAUGAUUCUUUUCCCAGUGACAAUGUCUAUUGACUUCGUUAGAGUCUAUCAACCUAACGAUUCAGUCUCGAUUACGUGCGACCCUGUUGACCGCCCUACUUACGAUUACAUCGAACAACACAAGAAUGCCUACUACAACGUUAAUCUAACCUCAUGGGAAGCCGCUGGAUACACUUUCCCCAAGAACAUUCUAACUGGUAAUUGUAAAAGCUCCAAAUUCCAGUUAAAUAAAAAUAAGGAUAAAAAGAACUAA
Molecule: messenger RNA, 2139 nt
Organism: Zygosaccharomyces rouxii
Lineage: Eukaryota; Fungi; Ascomycota; Saccharomycetes; Saccharomycetales; Saccharomycetaceae
Product: SKN1/KRE6 family beta-glucan synthesis-associated protein
Exons: 1
Coding region: 1-2139 (712 amino acids)
Biological process (GO): (1->6)-beta-D-glucan biosynthetic process; fungal-type cell wall organization
Cellular component (GO): endoplasmic reticulum membrane; plasma membrane
Molecular function (GO): glucosidase activity
Source: RefSeq, a predicted model, not a curated record